CAUCUCAGCGGGGAAUCAGGGCGCGGGACCUGAGCGGGGAGGGAAGGGGCCGAGGACCACCGGGCUGCGCCCCGAGAGGCGGGGACAGGCGGGGGCGCUGCGCCCGCGGGAUGUGACAUCAGCGAGCGGCGCAGGCGGCUGGAGCAGGCAGCUCCCCUCUGCUGCGCGGUGCGCACCUCGCCCGGGAGGACGCGGACCGGCCGGCGGCGGGAUGUCGGCGAAGGAGAGGCCGAAGGGCAAAGUGAUCAAGGACAGCGUCACCCUCCUGCCCUGCUUCUAUUUUGUGGAGCUGCCGAUCCUGGCCUCGUCGGUGGUCAGCCUGUACUUCCUGGAGCUCACGGAUGUCUUCAAGCCCGUGCACUCGGGGUUCAGCUGCUAUGACCGCAGCCUCAGCAUGCCCUACAUCGAGCCCACCCAGGAGGCCAUCCCGCUCCUCAUGCUGCUGAGCCUGGCUUUCGCGGGGCCCGCCAUUGCGAUCAUGGUGGGGGAAGGCAUUCUCUACUGCUGCCUGUCCAAGAGGAGGAACGGUGUGGGCCUGGAGCCCAACAUCAACGCCGGGGGCUGCAACUUCAACUCCUUCCUCAGAAGGGCCGUCCGAUUCGUCGGUGUCCACGUGUUCGGCCUGUGCUCCACGGCCCUGAUCACAGACAUCAUCCAGCUGUCCACGGGGUACCAGGCGCCCUACUUCCUGACGGUGUGCAAGCCCAACUACACCUCCCUGAACGUCUCCUGCAAAGAGAACUCCUACAUCGUGGAAGACAUCUGCUCGGGCUCGGACCUCACCGUCAUCAACAGCGGCAGAAAAUCAUUCCCUUCCCAGCACGCGACCCUCGCUGCCUUUGCCGCUGUGUACGUGUCGAUGUACUUCAACUCGACGUUAACGGACUCCUCGAAGCUCCUGAAACCCCUCUUGGUCUUCACGUUCACCAUCUGCGGCAUCAUCUGCGGGCUGACGCGCAUCGCACAGCACAAGAGCCACCCCGUGGACGUCUACUGCGGCUUCCUGAUCGGAGGAGGAAUCGCUCUGUACUUGGGCCUGUACGCCGUGGGGAACUUCCUGCCCAGCGAGGAGAGCCUGCAGCACCGGGAGGCCCUGCGGUCGCUGGCCGAGCUGCACCCUGACGCCAGCCGCGUGCUGGCGGCCAAGGCCGGGGCCUGUGACGGUAUCGCGCACACCGAAGGCAUCCUGGCCCGCACCCCCCGCGACGCCAGCGCGCUGUCCAGCCUGAAGCGCGCCAACGCGGACGUGGAGAUCAUCACCCCGCGCAGCCCGCUGGGCAAGGAGAACAUGGUGACCUUCAGCAACACGCUGCCGCGGGCCAGCACACCGUCGGUGGAGGACCCGGUGCGCCGCCACGCCAGCAUCCACGCCUCCAUGGACUCGGCGCGCUCCAAGCAGCUGCUCAGCCAGUGGAAGAGCAAGAACGAGAGCCGCAAGCUGUCCCUGCAGGUCAUGGAGCCCGAGCCCGGCCAGUCGCCGCCGCGGGCCAUCGAGCUGCGCUCCAACUCGGAGCCGGCGCGGGUCGGGGUGAACGGGGACCACCACGGGCCGGGCACCCAGUACCUGAAGAUCCAGCCGGGGCCCGGGCCCGUGUGCAACAGCGUGCCCGGGGGCCCGCGCGUGUCCCUGCAGGCGCGCCCCGGCUCCUCGCAGCUGGUGCACAUCCCCGAGGAGGCGCACGAGGCCCUGGGCGCGUCCCCCAAGGGCAGCUCGGCGCGCGCCAAGUGGCUGAAGGCGGCCGAGAAGACCGUGGCCUGCAGCCGCGGCAGCAGCCAGCCGCGCAUCAUGCAGGUCAUCGCCAUGUCCAAGCAGCAGGGCGUCCUGCAGGGCGGCCCCCCGGGCGCCGACGGCAGCGCGGUCACCUGCACGGGCUCCAUCCGCUACAAGGCGCUGACGGACCACGAGCCGGGCGGCGGCGGCAUCGUCCGGGUGGAGGCGCACCCCGAGAACAGCCGGCCGGUCAUCCAGAUCCCCGCGUCCACCGAGGGCGAGGGCAGCGGCUCCUGGAAGUGGAAGGCCCCCGAGAAGGGCAGCCUGCGCCAGACCUAUGAGCUCAACGACCUCAACCGGGACUCGGAGAGCUGCGAGUCGCUGCGGGACAGCCUGGGCUCCGGGGAGCGCAAGCGCGGCAACAUCGACGGCAGCGACCACCACCACCACGGCGUCACCACCAUCCGCGUCACCCCCGUGGACGGCAGCGAGGGCGGCUCCGAGACGCUGUCCGUGUCGUCCUCGCGCGACUCCACGCUUCGCCGGAAGGGCAACAUCAUCCUGAUCCCCGAGCGGAGCAGCAGCCCCGAGAACACGAGGAACAUCUUCUACAAGGGCACCUCCCCCACGCGGGCCUACAAGGACUGAGGGUCGGGCCGACAAACCAGCGUGGAUCCUACUCGCGCGCUGUCCCAGCAGAUGGGGGGGGGGACAGUGAGACUUUGCACCAGACUAGCCCCUCCAGCAUCCGUGACUCACGCACCCGUGGGAGCUGCUACCCUCAGCGCGUGGGGUGCCCCGGGGGAGGGAGAAGCACAAGGCGAGGACCUCAGCCAGGCCGGCAGCUCUGUGGGGGGCCAGCUCAGAGGACAGCGGUUGCCUUCCCUGGAUGCUAUGUCACUCCCCCAAUGUGCCAACAUAAGGGAUCCCCCCCCUUUCUAUUUAGCAGUGGGGGUCCAGACCUCGGUUCCCCACGCACAGGCCACCGGUUUUAUAUAUCCAUUCAGCAGAAUCCGCACCCCACACUCCCCGUGGGGGUGCUGGUUAGUCUAGUCAGUGCAUCUCCCACGCCACCCCCAGCCCCCCAGCCCCCCAGUUCUACCUAGCAGUGCAGUAGUGUGUGCAGUCCCUGCCUGAGAAACGCUACUGUGUGAGAGGACGCUGGCUGCUUCGUGGUAGAUGUGGGCACCCCGUAGCUCCCCGUAGUGGCUGUCACCGUCCACACAGGCAAAGGUUUGGUGCAUUUUUUUUUCUUAAAAACUAUGCUUUCUUCAACAACAACAACAACAUUGUGUGUUUUCAGCAAAAGGGAAUCGCUAAGUGCUUUUCUGCAUCAUUUUUGUUUCUUUGCGGCUUACUUUUUAUUUCAGUGUAGGCACGGCUAAUGAAGAAUCUGGCUUCCAGUGAGUAAAUUUGCUUCACUUAAAAAUAUAUUGUUUUAGAGAGAGCUUUUUGAAUGGUUGUGAUCCUACUCGGUGUUUUAUGGCUUGUCCUUUAUUUAUUGAUUUUCUAUAUAUUUUUUGGUGUUAUAGAUAAGCUCUGCUAUUUUUAAAGUGAAAACAACCAUUGACAUGUCGUCAGUGAAACGUAUCGCUGUGAACUUAGGAACAAGGAACCUGAGCCAAAACUUGACCUUGGGCUACAUUGCUGGCUGGCUUAGGCUGCUCUCUGAACAAGUCAUCCAAGAAUCCCACGCAGUUCCAGGUUAUUAGCUUUUUUGAUGUCCUGAUAACCAGUAAACUAGGGCCACAUCGGUGGGUUUCACCUUCUUCCUCAUUUUUAUUCAUUCGACACCCACAGGAAGAAUGUGAAACAGGUGCAAAUGGAUAACAAAAGCAUCUCCCAGAAUAAACGAAGGCUGCAUUUCUUUAAAACAUCUAAACAGGCACAGCCUUGGUGCUUCGUGUGCACACGACAGUCUUUGCUAUCUGUCCUGAAUGGGGCUUUCAGGAAAACAAUCCUAUAUAAUAAGAGGCUAAUAUGCAAAUCAACCAAACGGCAGAAUGACCGGUCGCUAGGACGCCCACUGACCACCAGGGGGCAGACGCUCAAUGCAGGAGCUGCCCCCUGGUGGUCAGUGCGCUCCCAAAGAGGGAGCACCACUCAGCCAGAAGCCAGGCUCAUGGCUGGCGAGUGCAGCGGCAGUGGCAGGAGCCUCUCCCGCCUCUGCAGCAGUGCUAAGAAUGUCUGACUGACGUGGGAGUGGGCCUAAGCCGUCAGUCAGACAUCCCCCCGAGGGCUCCCAGACUGUGAGAGGGCACAGGCUGGGCUGAGGGACCCGCCCCCCACCCCCCACCCCCACCCUGAGUGCAUGAAUUUCAUGCACCGGGCCUCUAGUAUUACCAAUAAGAACAAAAAGAAAACAUGCUGAGGUGUUUCCAACAUAAACAUUUCUGUUAGGUGCAAAGAAGUAUUUGAUCCUUGGAGCGUAGUGUGCGCUGUUUUCUACACGUUUCUUAAGAAUCCUCACCUCCAUGCAUGACUGCCAGGGGGACCCAAGGUUACAACCAGGCCCGCCCGCCUGACCGGGGCGUCGGAUACAGAGCGACCAGAAGGCCUUGUUUAGAAAGGAGGGUACCUGUCAUUACCACCUUCUGUGGGGAAGGGGCGAGCUUCCAAGAGCCGCCCACCUCCGGGAGCUUAGGGAUGUAGCCGAAACCAGCAGAACUGAAAACUCUGGCAAUAAAAUACAGAUUCAGCUCCGUCCCUCUGGCAACUUCCUUCUCGGAGCGGGGAGUGGGAACCAAGCACUGCCUUGCCCACUUCUCCCCGACACCCCCAUCCCGAGUCGCCUGGCUUUGGCCGGUUCCUAGGGAGCAAGGUUUUAGUACUCUGAAGAAAAAAACAAAACACAACGAAAACAAAUCCUGCAGCAUUUCCGGCGCAGUGUGGUAUUUCCUAAUCUUUCCUACUUCUUGACAACAGAUUUUAAAGAACUUCUCUAGUCAUUGAAGCUUUUGUUCUUUACAUAAAUCUUGAUACAUUCUUUUUCUACUCAAAGUGCCAAAGGCUACAGUUUUUAAAGACUUCCAAUUGUACCACGUUGUUAAGGAAAUCCAACGACAGCCGCUAGAACUCAGACCUCUGCAUGUGUAUUUGAUAACACAUCUUUUGUAAAAAAGAUAGUAAUAAUUACAAAAAAAUUGUUUACAUUCCACUGGUACCUUAACUUAGAGUAAGCGAGACUGACAGGUGGUACCCUUCCUCGUGUUCGAUUCCUCUCAUUUGCUCAGAGAGCCCCUCCUCCUCCCUGAGCCCUUAAGCUGUGCUUUCCUGGUAAAACCAAGUACUGAACAAAGAGAGUUAAUUAUCUUUUUAAAGUAAAUAAAGUUAUGGAAAUAGAUAUAUAAUAUAUAUAUACACAAAGUAUCGUGUUUAAUAAAAUGUUACACAGUGUUUUCCAAACUGAUCAAGUUUGUAAAGUGCUAUAGUGUAUUUUGUUAAGUACAGAUCAAAGCUAUCGUGUGAGUAUAUUGUGCUAACAUCCUAGAAAUAAAGAUUAGAUUUCUUCAUCAGAA
Messenger RNA from Myotis daubentonii (Daubenton's bat), 5229 nucleotides. RefSeq names its product phospholipid phosphatase related 4 (gene PLPPR4). The transcript has 7 exons. The record is from RefSeq and is a predicted model, not a curated record. Bases 212 to 2359 code for a protein of 715 amino acids. Gene Ontology annotation, molecular function: phosphatidate phosphatase activity. Gene Ontology annotation, cellular component: plasma membrane. Lineage: Eukaryota; Metazoa; Chordata; Mammalia; Chiroptera; Vespertilionidae. Gene Ontology annotation, biological process: signal transduction; phospholipid metabolic process; phospholipid dephosphorylation.